This is a messenger RNA of Musca vetustissima, 855 nucleotides long. RefSeq names its product brachyurin-like. Bases 1 to 855 code for a protein of 284 amino acids. Gene Ontology annotation, molecular function: serine-type endopeptidase activity. The transcript has a single exon. Lineage: Eukaryota; Metazoa; Arthropoda; Insecta; Diptera; Muscidae. Gene Ontology annotation, biological process: proteolysis. The record is from RefSeq and is a predicted model, not a curated record.
AUGCAAUCGAUCACAUUAUUAAGUUUCUUCGUGGUCGUGGUGGUAUCGGCUGGCAAUGGCGUGCCACCUAUGAAGCAACGCUUGCCCAAGAUGUCCCUUAUGACUUUGGAAGAAUAUCGCGGACGCAUUACCAAUGGUGACUUGGCCCAACCUGGACAAUUUCCCUAUCAAGUGGGAUUGAGUUUGAUGUUCGGUAACCAGGGUUUCUGGUGUGGCGGCAUAUUGAUUUCGAAUCGCUGGAUCUUGACUGCCGCACAUUGCACGGAUGGCGCCGAUGGUGUCACCAUCUAUUUGGGUGCCAUUGACAUUUCCAAUGACAAUGAGAAGGGCCAGCAGCGUAUCUACAGCUCCAAAAGGUAUAUAAUUGUCCACGAGGAAUGGGAUAGUGAACUGAUUCGCAAUGACAUUUCGUUGAUCAAAAUGCCGGUAGUCAUUGAAUUCAAUGAUCGCAUCCAACCUGCUGUGCUACCCAAAAAGGAUGGUCAAUAUUCCAGCUAUGAAGGUGCUUUGGUAUGGGCAUCAGGUUGGGGUCGUGACAGUGACGAGGCCUCGAGCAUCUCUCAACUGCUGCGUUACAUUGAGGUGCCUGUUAUUGAUCAAAAUAUUUGCAACAGUUCCUAUUCAGGUUACAUUACCGACAAAAUGAUCUGCAUCAACACCGAGGGAAAUAAGUCGACCUGCAAUGGGGAUUCCGGUGGCCCACUGGUAUUGAAGCAGAAUGGUGAGAACAUUGUGAUUGGUGCCACUUCGUUUGGUAUUAUUUAUGGUUGUGAGGUGGGCUGGCCAGCUGUAUUCACUCGUAUCACCGCCUAUUUAGAUUGGAUUGAAGAGAAAUCGGGUGUGGUUAAUAAUUAA